Molecule: messenger RNA, 730 nt
Organism: Hibiscus syriacus
Lineage: Eukaryota; Viridiplantae; Streptophyta; Magnoliopsida; Malvales; Malvaceae
Exons: 3
Coding region: 59-562 (167 amino acids)
Source: RefSeq, a predicted model, not a curated record
AAAAUAAUCUGUCUGCUUUAUCCCUUUGAUAACCGAAACUCCAAAAACACAUCCGAAGAUGUUGAACACAAGCCUGGAUCAUCUGCCCCACAACAAGACCCUGGAAAUUAAGCAAGACGACAAGUUCUUUUCCAGGCUUUUAUCCAAGGAAACCUCUGUCACCAAUCCUUCUUUCAGGGUCUACUAUGGCGGUCUCUCCGGUGCCGUCCCUUUCAUGUGGGAGUCUCAGCCCGGUACUCCCAAAUACACAUUCUCCGAUACAUCCAUCCCUCCUCUAACUCCUCCUCCAUCUUUCUACUCCAAGUCCGGCACAAAACCCAUCAAGAAUAAGCGCUCAAGAUCUAGUCUUUUGCAAGCAUUGUUCCCGAAGAUGAUCAGUUUGAAGAAAACCAGCAAUCUUUUGCCUUCGUCACCUUUUUCUUCACCAAUGUUUGUAGCGAUGAGACCGAGAAAAGAUCAGAAAAGGAGCCUAUUUUCGAGCCCAGAUGAGGAACAUGGUGCAGCCAUUGGGUUGCCAACUUCCACUCUGUGCUUCGAUAUUGGUAGGGGGAAGUACUGGUGAGCUUCGUGGAUGAGAAUCUAUCUCGCGUUAAUUUGUGUUGAUUUACUUUGUAAUAAUCUAGGUAUGUGUUUUAGUUCUUCUGUGAUUACUUCAACACCCAUAACUGAUGAAUUUAUGGUACUAAAUCAUGUAGUUUUGCUGGGGGAAAAGACGUUUUUAUCAGGUGCU